CUCUCCUCAGGAGCUUCGCGGCGCUACCGGCAGGGGGGACGUGCCGGAGGAGGGGAAAGGGGACGCUCGCCUCCGCCUCCGCCUCUUCCUCAGCGGCUCUCGGGCAGCCGGAACCGCACGCGGCGGCGGCGGCGGCUGCAGCGGCGGCGGCAAGGGAGCCGGGAGCGGAGGGAUGUGGGGCUUUGGGGGAGGCAGGCUCUUCGGCUUCUUCUCCGCUCCCGUCCUGGUGGCCGUGGUCUGUUGCGCCCAGAGUGUGAACGAUCCGGGGAACAUGUCCUUCGUCAAAGAAACUGUGGAUAAAUUGUUGAAAGGCUACGACAUUCGCCUCAGACCGGAUUUUGGAGGCCCCCCAGUGAAUGUCGGGAUGAACAUAGAUAUUGCCAGUAUCGACAUGGUCUCUGAAGUCAACAUGGAUUACACAUUAACAAUGUAUUUUCAACAAUACUGGCGAGAUAAAAGACUAGCCUAUGCUGGGAUUCCUCUCAACCUUACACUCGAUAACAGAGUAGCAGAUCAACUAUGGGUGCCUGAUACUUACUUUCUGAAUGACAAGAAAUCGUUUGUGCACGGUGUUACUGUUAAGAAUCGAAUGAUUCGCCUUCAUCCAGAUGGCACAGUAUUAUACGGCCUCAGAAUCACAACUACUGCAGCUUGCAUGAUGGACUUGAGAAGAUACCCAUUAGAUGAACAAAAUUGUACAUUGGAAAUAGAAAGCUAUGGAUACACAAAGGAUGACAUAGAAUUUUAUUGGAGAGGUGGAGAUAAUGCAGUUACUGGAGUAGAAAGAAUUGAGCUUCCGCAAUUUUCUAUUGUGGAAUAUAAACUUGUGUCCAAAAAUGUUGUCUUUGCCACAGGUGCCUAUCCAAGACUAUCAUUGAGUUUUAAGUUGAAGAGGAAUAUUGGAUACUUUAUUCUUCAGACCUACAUGCCCACAAUAUUGAUUACCAUUUUAUCAUGGGUAUCCUUCUGGAUAAAUUAUGAUGCAUCAGCAGCAAGAGUGGCUCUUGGUAUUACAACUGUGCUUACUAUGACAACUAUCAACACUCAUCUCAGAGAGACUUUGCCUAAGAUUCCAUAUGUCAAAGCCAUUGAUAUGUAUCUUAUGGGCUGCUUUGUAUUUGUCUUCUUGGCCUUACUUGAAUAUGCCUUUGUCAACUAUAUCUUCUUUGGAAAGGGCCCUCAAAGGCAGAAGAAACUUGCAGAAAAGACAGCCAAAGCAAACAAUGAUCGUUCUAAGUUUGAAAGCAACCGGGUGGACAUGCAUGGGAACAUAUUGUUAACAUCCCUUGAAAUUCACAAUGAAGUUGCAAGCAAUGAAGUCACAAGAAGUGUCACUGAUCCACAGAAUUCAGCAGUAUCCUUUGAUAACUCAGGAAUCCAGUACAGAAAGCAGAGUUCCCGCCGAGAAACUCUUGGGAGACGUACAUUAGACAGAACUGGCACUCACACUAAGAAGAGUCAUUUGCGGAGAAGAUCUUCUCAACUAAAAAUAAAAAUUCCUGAUCUAACAGAUGUGAAUGCAAUUGACAGAUGGUCAAGGAUAGUGUUUCCUUUCACAUUUUCUCUUUUCAACUUAAUCUACUGGCUAUACUAUGUCAACUAAAUUGACUUUUACUUCGUGUUUUUUUUUUAAACAAAAAGACUGUAACAAGCAAAUACUAUUUUGCCUGUUAUUUUGUAUAUGUACAGAAGACCUUUUACACUAUAUAAAAUAUAUACAUACUUACAUAUACAUAUAUAUAUAUAUAUAAAUCCUAUGUGUACAUAUAUUGUGAAAGAAUAUGUAUUAUACUCAUUGUGCAUAAACAUGCAUACACACACUAUGUAAUGUUGUACACAAAAUGCCUUUUAAAAUAAACUUUUCAAAUGAGAGAGGCAGCUUUUUGAAGCAGUAUGCUUUGAGAAAUAUAGUUCUGUAAGAUUACCAAAUCUUUAUUUAAAUCAUCAAAAUUCUGUCCUAUUGUUUGCAAAACCUUAUUUUAAUUACUGUCAUUUACACUGUCCGUUAUGUAAGACAGGUUUUAGUUUCAUUUGUUUAAUACUGACCAAUUGAAUUGUUUCAUAUCAACUUGAAAGGCUCAGAGACACUUUUACUGUGUUAAUAUAUUUUGUUCACAAUGGAAUAUUUUAAUUUUGCAUUUUCUUGAUCACUUUUACUUGUCCUUGGAACAUUCUUAGAUAUUGCUAUAAUAUGUUAUUUGAAAUUGAACAACUGCUUACAUUUUCAGGAUUUUUUAAAAAAUAUGGGAUUAUUUAAUAAUCUAUUCAAAAUUAGGAGAUACUAUCUGUGGAGAUUCUUUUUGAUUAAACUGCAGUAAAUCUAUUGGACAGACUUCAGCCAAUGAAGUCUCAAUCAAUUCAAUCCAAUCUCCAUUUAUGAAACUAAAAUUGAUGAAAUCAAGGAGGGUUUGUUCAUUACCUCUAGUUUUUAUACAAUAUAUGUACCUCAAUAAUGAAAAUUGAUCCAAAUUAUGAACAUUCAGAUUUAAUGAGAAUAACUUUCCUUCUGCAUGAUCUAUCAAGUCAAGGUUUUAUUGUAUGGCCAGUUUAACUCUCAUGUGCUUUAUGUACUUGUUCAACAUUUUCAAAUUUCCAGGAGAUAGCUAGAUUACAGGAGAUUUUGAAAGGCAGCUUUAUGUACUUGUUCAACAUUUUCAAAUUUCCAGGAGAUAGCUAGAUUACAGGAGAUUUUGAAAGGCAGCAGGUCUAUGGAUUAGAAAAAAUAUAUGAGAAUAGAUGAAAUUAGUUCUUUCUAAGCUUCUUGCUACUAUGCAGCUUUAAAAAAAAAAAUCCAUGAUGCUAACCAAGAGAUGAUCUGGUAAUUCUAGCUCAAAGUUUUAUAAAAAACAGUAUUCCAAAGAUAAUUUAGAAAAUAAUUUUGUUUUUUAACAGACAGAAAAAUACAUUCAUAUUAUCAAAAUUAUUUAAACAAGAUCAAUGUAAAAUAUAUUUGCACAAUAUGCACAUAUAUAUAUAUAUAUAUACGUUAUUUAAUUUUUAGUGCUUUCUAUUGUGAUAGCAUGCUAUAUCAUUUUGUUUCUGUGAAGUUAUAAGAUUUUUUUUCUUUAGAAUUAAGUCAAUAGAAGAUUUCUAAUGUAUAGAUUCAAUAACAGAACAUUUUCAGAUCUAUUUUGUAUAUACACUGGAACUGAUAAUAUAGCUGAUGUGCUACAUUCACAAAACAUAAAUAAUAAGGAACAAAUGUAUUUUUUUUAAGUGUGAUGCAUUACUAUUUUACUUUGGCAAAACGUUACCAUUUUUGUUUUUCUUCUUAUUCAUAUUUUCAUCAGUUCCAAACUUUUUCCUACUAACAGUUUCUGGAAUUAGAGCACAAAUGUUUCAGUGCUGUAAAAUUAGCAUACAGGUUUAGAGAAAACUGCAGAGAAAUGUGAAGUUUUUGGUUACAGUCCAUCAAACUCUGAUUCCUGUGAAUUUUACAACAGCAACUUGGACUGUGAAAAUGGUGUGUAAGUUCAUAUGGAACUUUAAUAGAUUUAUAUGUGUGGAUGAAAAGAACCAAUUUUUAUAUUGCCUACUCUACAAUUGGAAUAGCAUGUAUCAUGUUACGUAAAUGUUUCUGCAUGUCACUAUCUCAUAAUAUCUUCUAAGAAAGGGAGAAAAUCCAACAACUAGUGAAGGUUGUGUAUAGGAUACACCAUGUGUAUAGGAUAUACCAUUUCCCUCUUCUCAAUACUUUAGAGAUUUUGAAAAUAGAGCUGCAGUGGGCAUUGUCUUGCCAUUCCAGUAGUGGGAAACUUAAUUGGAUAUCACCCAAAGGUUAUGUUGUGGCUGACUAAGUUAUCCACUUUUGGUUUUCAUUUUAAAUCUUUUUGGUAAACAGUCAUCUUUUUAGUAAAAAGCAACACUGAAGAAAUAAAUAUUUUAAGAACUUG
Pantherophis guttatus is the source of this 3893-nucleotide messenger RNA. It is a transcript of the gene GABRB3, whose product is annotated as gamma-aminobutyric acid type A receptor subunit beta3. Gene Ontology annotation, biological process: monoatomic ion transmembrane transport. The record is from RefSeq and is a predicted model, not a curated record. Gene Ontology annotation, cellular component: membrane. Gene Ontology annotation, molecular function: GABA-A receptor activity; extracellular ligand-gated monoatomic ion channel activity. NCBI's taxonomy places the organism in Eukaryota, Metazoa, Chordata, Lepidosauria, Squamata, Colubridae.